Exophiala spinifera is the source of this 828-nucleotide messenger RNA. RefSeq lists its product as uncharacterized. The record is from RefSeq and is a predicted model, not a curated record. Lineage: Eukaryota; Fungi; Ascomycota; Eurotiomycetes; Chaetothyriales; Herpotrichiellaceae. The coding region runs from base 1 to 828 and encodes 275 amino acids. Gene Ontology annotation, cellular component: UDP-N-acetylglucosamine transferase complex. Gene Ontology annotation, biological process: dolichol-linked oligosaccharide biosynthetic process. The transcript has a single exon.
AUGGUCCAGAUCCUGAUCGUUCUGUUCGCGACGGCCCUGAUUCUUGGGAACAUCAUAUUCUUCCGCCUGGUUAGCAUCCUGUCCCGCCCUGCUCCGUCUUCACGACCACAGCCUUCCGCCUCGAAUCCAACACACAUCCUCAUCGUCCUCGGCUCAGGCGGCCACACUGCCGAGAUGCUCAAUAUCCUCUCCCAAGCGCACUGCCUCCAACUCGACUUCACAUACCGCACGUACGUUGUGUCCUCAGGCGACGCCUUCUCCUCCUUGAAAGCCCACGAAUUCGAAAAAUCACUCCUGGCCGAUCUCUCGAAUACUCCUGGAAUAGCCGUCCCUGAGGAGACAUUGACAAAUUACGACGUCGUCACCGUCCACCGAGCAAGACGGGUCCAUCAAAGCAUUCUCACGACACCUUGGACAAGUCUCAAAUGUCUGCUGGACUGCAUCGACGUUCUAAACGGCACACACCGGGAUCUGCAAACCUCUACGAAGCAACGUGGGUAUCCCGAUCUGAUCAUGACCAACGGGCCAGGCACGGGGGUCAUUGUCGUGCUCGCGUCGAUAAUUCUGUUGUUCUUUGGACGUUCCGGUCCUCGUCAAGGUAAAUCAGGAGGAGCCGCUCCUGGGGGUGGAACGGGCUUGCGAUCGGACCCCUUUGCACAAUGCGGCCAGAUGCGAACAAUUUUUAUUGAAAGCUUUGCUAGAGUCAAGACAUUGAGUCUGAGCGGACGACUGCUGAAACCCUUGGUCCAUCGCUUUAUAGUCCAGUGGCCAGACUUGGCAAAGUCACAAAAUACCAAAGUCGAGUACAUCGGUUCAUUAGUUACAUAG